Molecule: messenger RNA, 1303 nt
Organism: Diatraea saccharalis (sugarcane borer)
Lineage: Eukaryota; Metazoa; Arthropoda; Insecta; Lepidoptera; Crambidae
Source: the annotation of a GenBank genome assembly
GCAACUGUAAUGUUAGUUUGGCAAUGACGUCGGUAUUGCAACUUUACCUUGGUCAGCCCAUAGCCCAGACCUUAAAUCAAACAUAUCUAGGACAACUUAAAAAGACGAAUUCAAACCCAAAAUAUAUCAGCUUCUUGUACUCACGGCUGCACGUCACGUUACCACAAUAUGUCAAUUUCCGCAAUUGAUUUACAGACGUACUGUUGACUGUACUCAUUAUGUUAUGACUUCAUCCAUAGAUUUAUUAUUUCAAAAACAAAACAAUCUUUUCGAAAUUAUUUGACACAUGCCAAACCCAACACCAUCAAACACAGGAAAAUAAAUAUAGCACAAAAAAUGGAUACAAAAUAAUUGCCUACAUACCGAUUACAAACCAAUAAAAUGUAACGACGCCUCGCAAAUAACAUCUCCCAUAACAUAGUAUUAUAACUCUCUGAAUAGCUAGCUAAGAUGGGUAAGCCAAAGUUCGAUCCACCGACAAACACUUUCCCGUACAAAAUAUCAAGACGACUGAAUAUCCUGAGCGUGCCGAGGAAGUAUAUAAUUGAUACAGGAGAAGGUAUGCCUGCGUUGACACCGAGAGGUAUCAGGAAGUCUGCCUUGAAUUCUCAGCUGUCUGACAGAGUACAUGAUGCAGCAUGGCCCUAUUUACGUCGAUUCUUGAUCAUCAAGCGAAUGUACAAGCACAGAUUUGAUCAAGAAAGAUUAGAAAGAAUCGACCGAAUGAUAGAAGCAGCGAACACUACGUGCUACAGUAAACUGGCGAAUUGCGUGCUCGAUCUGAAGAAACAAGAUACGAAAGAAGUGAAAAAGAAGAGGGGUUGGUCAGAGAGCGAGUGGAAGAAACACAUGGACUAUAUCAGCCAGAUAGCCGGCCCUAGAAAGGACUUCAGACCACCUCCUGUUAAGAGAGGUCCUGCGAAACCUUUAACCGAAUUAUUGCCAAGAAUCAACCAGAUAUGCUGGCGGCCAGAUUUCAAGGUCUACCGGCGGCUUUCACAGGAAGCGGGGUACCGAAACCCCGUCAAGGUCCCACCCGCUGCCCUGAAGUACGUGAUAUCAGACCGCACGAAAAAGCUAGCUGCUCCCAGAGUUAUACCGCAACCGAUGUAGUAUUAAUACAAUAUUGUUUGAAAGCCGGAUUCACCCUGAAUGCUUUAAGCGUCCUUAUUGCCCCGUAUAAUCGUACUAACGAAUUUGUUUAUUGCAUUGUUACCGAACACCGUCUGUGACGUCACUACAAUGCGUCACAAACUUAUAUUUUCACUGUAAUAUCAAUCGCCGUCGUAAUCGGAUGUACUCA